Geodia barretti is the source of this 4565-nucleotide messenger RNA. The record is from the annotation of a GenBank genome assembly. NCBI's taxonomy places the organism in Eukaryota, Metazoa, Porifera, Demospongiae, Tetractinellida, Geodiidae.
AUGCGCGUAAAAUUGACCGCGUUCGGAGGUCAAAGGUAAAACUCUCAAAACACGCUGGUUUUGUAAAGCAAGCCUUCUCUGUUGAGCGAUGGCUACUCCGGCGAGUGCGGCUCCUCCGCAGAGCCAGCAGCAGCCGGCGACGGUGUCUCUGGAGAGUGCAGGUCGCCUGGUGGACGAACACCUGCUGUCCGACGCCGGCCAGUUGGAGCUCAGCGCACAGCUGAAGAUCGCCACGCACAAGAUGACGAACUGCAGUGGAGCGACAGACACCGACUACCCUUCCUUCCCUCCGUCCUCCCGCAGCUCUCCUCUCUCCCCUACCUCGGACAGAGCACCCACGUUCCUCUCCCUCCCGAGCUACUUCAAGAAUUUGACAAAAUGCAGUGUAACUGUGCCAUGGGUCUGAUGCCUGAGAUCAGACGAGCUUGGCUGACUGUUGACAGCACCAUCUACCUCUGGAAGUAUGAGGACGGGUGAGCCACUACAUCUCCCCUCUUAUUCGUUGUCUUCGUUUCCUCUCUCUGUUCUCUGCUUCCUAACUGAAUUUAGUGUCUUUCGCAUUUGUCAUAAUUAAUACAUGAAGAUCUUCUCUUUCUUUAUCCCCCCCCCGUCUUUUCAAAUCUCUUCUCACCCAUUUCCUUCUCUUCUCUCAAAGUUCUUCUUCCCCUCUUCGUCAUAAACAUGAAUAUCUUCUCUCCUUGCGUCUACCGUCUACAUAUUGUGUGAUGCUGCAGGAAAGAUUUGGCCUAUUUCGACGGUCUGAACGAGGUGAUACUAACAGCAGCCCUCAUCUCUCCAAAGAAAGGUGUCUUCCAGAGUCACAUUGGGUUCCUGCUCUGUCUCACCACGGCUGUGGAUAUCACCAUCCUCGGAGUCAGCUUUACCGCUCUCCAGACAGACCCCCAUGGCGAGAUGCACCUGCAGCCGAGUCCUCUGUUCAACCUCCCGUCUGACAACGUGAGCAUGCUGAGUGCAGCCGGGACCGGUGAGGGCAGGAUCUUCCUGGCCGGCAAAGACAGCUGCCUCUACGAGGUGGUCUACCAGGCAGACGAUGGUUGGUUCUCCAGCAAGUGUCGCAAAGUGAACCACUCGCAGUCCUCCCUCUCCUUCCUCGUCCCUUCCUUCCUCUCUUUCUCCGAAGAAGAUCCGCUGAUCCAGAUGGUUGUGGACAGCUCGCGGCACAUCCUCUACACUAGGAGCAGCAAAGACACCAUGACUGUGUAUGACCUGGGCAGCGAUGGACUGUCACUGUCCCGUGUGGCUCAGAUAGGGUUCCGAGACAUUUGUCGUUUAACCCUCUCUGCCUUGCGGACGGGGGACAGGAGUCUCGCGGAGUCCCUGGUGGGCGUGUCAGUUCUGCCGAGGUCGGAAUCUUCCACCCUCCAUCUUCUCGCCGUCACCUCUGCUGGAUUGAGGCUCUACUUCACGACCACUCCAAAUGGGGAGGAGGCCCGGCCGUCUCUUCUUGCUCUUGUCCACGUUCGUCUUCCGCCAGGAUUCUCUCCGUCCUCUGUCGCAGUUCGACCUGGCUCCACAGUCCACCAUACCUACCACAGCAAAGGGACGUUGGUGAUGUCAGCCUCGCAGACGGAAGAGAGAGACACGCUGUGGAUGGUGGACUCUGACCUCUUCCCCUUCCAGACCUCCUGCAUGGAGUCACAUGUCAAUCUACCGCUGGAGGGAAGAACGUGGGCGAUAUCUGAGACACUCGACCCAGAAGACUGCACCCCUUACAGUCAUUAUCCCCGUCCACCCGUCGUCGUGACGCAGCAUGCCGAGUCGCCACGGCAACUGGUUCUCCUGACGACCCAGGGGAGCUACCUGCUGACAAAGCUGCGGCCCGUGGACCAACUGCGACACCUGCUGGAGACCGAGAGAGGAGCAGGAGGAGAGGCUGUGGAGGCCUUCUUCAGACUCCACAAGGAGACACAGGCCUGUGCCAUGAGUCUUGUGCUUACUACUGGAACAAACCAACAGGUUGCGGGCUGGGCUGCAAAGGCCUUUUUCAAGUAUGGCGGAGAGCCUCACUUUGUCUUCCCUACAACCCUCGGUCCCGCCAGCCAACCUGUGGGGAGCCCCGCCCACCUGCUGACCACACCCACUAACAUGGGUCAGACCCCACAAACUGCUCCCCCGGGACCCCUCUCUCCCCCCUACCCUGCACCGGUAGCCUCGCCCUACGGAGCAGGAGUCACUCCGUAUGGGGUUCAAGGUCCUGUGGCUCUAGGGAGGGCAGUGGUCGGACCCGAGGUCCAGUUCUCGGGGAAGUUUACCGGACUCUGUCGCUACCUGUCAAGGCUGCUGAGGCCAAUAUGGAAUUACCGGAUGACCACAACUUUCAAGCCUCCUGGAGAUUAUCUCAACGAACAGUUCCAGAGCAACUUCUCCCUAGAAUCUGUGGCUGUGUUGCUGGAGCAACUGUACACCCUGCGCGCGUUCCUCGAGCACAACUCGCACCUCUUCACCCCAGCUGACCCCACAGGUUCCUCCUCCUCUCCGUCUGCUAACCUGCACCAUCGCAUGCUCAACUUCAUGCGGCCAGAAGGCAUGCCUACCGAGUCUCCAUCCACCGUCCAACAGUCUCUUACUCGCAAGUACAAAGCGGAUGCUCAUCUGAUGGAACAGAACUCUCUCAAAGCACUGCACCAGCUGCUGGUUCAUUGCUGUGAAUUCCUGUCGCUAUGGAAACUGCUCUGCGAGUACCAGCUGAACCUCACCAUCAAAGACGUCACGAAUGACCAAAAGGAGCAGUUGAAAAUUGCCAGUUUUCGACAUCUUGUAGUCUCAGGAAAACCGUUGACCUCUGCCCUCAUCUCCCGGCUCCUGGAGAGACAUGCAGGAGACAGCGGACUCUCCGACACGCUCAGUGCUCGUCUCCGCGAGACCACACCCACUCUGUUCAGCCAUGAUGACGCCACGGCAUCCAAGGCUCAGGAGCUGCUGAGCGUGGCUGUUGGACUGAAGAGCCAGUUUGACCAGAUGAACAUGCUGCGGGAUUCUCUUAAGCACUUCAGUCAGGUGACCCACCAGAUCAACCUGUCCUCGGUGUGCUCCCAGUACCACAAGGUGGCCUACUACGAGGGGAUAGUGGAGCUGUGUUUGUGUGCAGCUCUUCACCGUGACCCUCAGGGAAUGGCUCUUCACUACUACAAGAACGGGCAGCCGCAGGACGAUCUUGUGGGCCGUGCGGCCUUCCUGGAGAGAGGAGAGGUGUAUGCUCCGGUCACUGUGGCGCUGGAGGAGCUGUCGUCACGGGAGACUGCCACGCCCCUCUCCUCCUCCGUCCCCCUCAACCCGGGACCCCCCACGGAGAGGGCUGAGCCGGAUAAACCAGACCCUCGCAAGGAGUUUGCAGAGAUGUUAGCAUUGGUGUUGAGGUCAAAGGACGAACUGCUCCACGUGACUGUAUACAGUUGGCUGAUCGCUGCCCACAUGGCCGAGACCCUCGUUGAGAUCCAGUCUCCGUUCAUUGAAGACUAUCUGAACAACAUGGCUUCUGUACAGCAAGAUAACAGACACGUCCUGGACCUCCUGUGGAGGUACUACGAGAAGACCAAGGCCUACUCCGGGGCGGCCCGCAUCCUCGACGAACUGGCUCACAAGCAAGACCCUGAGCUAACUCUAGAUCAGAGAGUGGAGUACAUGAGUCGCGGUGUCAUGUGUGCCAAGAGCUCCAGACUCACUACCACCAGCGACACUAUCGGAGAACUCCUCCAUGAACUGGAGGAGAAAAUGGAGGUGGCCAGGAUUCAGCUCCAGAUAUCAGAGGCCCUGAAACUGCAGCCCCAGACACAGCCCGUGAAGACCGCCAUCCGCAAACUGGACGGCCAGUUGGCGGAUAUAUCCACGCUCUACGGAGAGUACGCUGACACUUUUGAGCUGUCCGAGUGCAAAUUGGCCAUCGUCCACUGUGCUGGUCACUACGACCCAACUCUUAUUGAGAGUCUUUGGAGGGAGAUCAUCGAUGGUGAGGUGAAGAAUAUUCCAGUGGGUGUCCACAGUCCAAGUCAGUUGCACGGACUGCGGACAAAGUUGGUGGAAUUGGGCCAGCAGUACAGUCGCAGCGAGCGCUACUUCCCCCUGGCCUACCUGGUCCAGCUGCUGGAACAGACUGGGGCCAGGCUGGAAUGGGACUCUGGGUUUGUGCACCAGACCCUACUGGAGGUGGGCGUGGCACUCUCCACCCUCUUUGGAAUCUACGACCGACUCUUCAAAGCCAAGGACUCUUUCUGGAUGACUGUUGGAAAGCCUCUGCAUGUCUUGAAUGCCAUUCACUCCCUAGUCCUCGUGUACAUUGAGAGGCCUUCUCUCGUGGCAAACUUUGAGAGACCGUCUUUCAAUGCGACAGUGAAGGACAGCCUCAGCCACUAUCUGGUGGAGCUGCAAACCAUGACCUCUGACAUUAGAGGACUCAACCAAACCAUCUCCGACCUUCGAUCUCUUGAGCCACAGAUACAAAGGAUUUCUUAGACUGCUACAUCUGUGCUCCGUAUUGUACUGUUGCCUGUGCUAUUGGGAAUUUCUUGCACGCCUUGUCACCUUGUCAUAGGUUUUUCUUUUCCUCC